This is a messenger RNA of Saccharomyces paradoxus, 1536 nucleotides long. RefSeq names its product Mvp1p (gene MVP1). Gene Ontology annotation, molecular function: phosphatidylinositol-3-phosphate binding. Gene Ontology annotation, biological process: retrograde transport, endosome to Golgi; protein targeting to vacuole. The record is from RefSeq and is a predicted model, not a curated record. Gene Ontology annotation, cellular component: endosome. The coding region runs from base 1 to 1536 and encodes 511 amino acids. The transcript has a single exon. NCBI's taxonomy places the organism in Eukaryota, Fungi, Ascomycota, Saccharomycetes, Saccharomycetales, Saccharomycetaceae.
AUGGACAAUUAUGAAGACAGUGACCCCUGGAAUGCCAGUUCUAAUGCGUGGACUAAGGAUGAUGAUCCCGUUGUUUCGACCACCAAUAGUGAACCUAGUCUCAACGGGAUCACCAGUGAGUUCAAUGCUUUGAAUUUUUCAACACCUCUGGACACAAACGAGGAGGAUACUGGCUUUUUACCGGCCAAUGAUGUGCUUGAAGAAAGUAUUUGGGAUGAUAAUAGAAACCGUCUUAGUGGAAGUGGCACGCAGCGAACUUCCAAUAUAACGACCAAUGAAACCGUUGCAGGCAAGAAUGAUGCUAAAAGUCGGAACACAGGAGAAACUGAAGCCGACAUAUUUGAUUGGACCAAUAAUAUUAGAAAAACAUAUAGACCUCUAGAUGCCGACAUUAUCAUCAUUGAAGAGAUACCUGAAAGAGAGGGUUUACUUUUUAAGCACGCGAACUAUUUGGUGAAACAUCUUAUUGCUCUACCAAGUACUUCUCCUUCUGAAGAACGUACUGUCGUAAGAAGAUAUUCUGAUUUCUUAUGGUUAAGAGAAAUUCUGUUGAAAAGGUAUCCUUUUAGAAUGAUCCCUGAGCUACCUCCCAAAAGAAUUGGAUCCCAAAACGCAGAUCAGCUUUUUUUGAAGAAAAGAAGAAUAGGGUUAUCCAGAUUUAUCAAUUUGGUAAUGAAACACCCUAAAUUAAGUGAUGAUGAUUUAGUGUUAACAUUUUUAACCGUACGCACUGACCUAACAAGUUGGAGAAAGCAAGCAACCUAUGACACUUCAAACGAGUUUACUGAUAAAAAGAUAUCACAAGAAUUUAUGACAAUGUGGAAAAAAGAGUUUGCGGAACAAUGGAACCAGGCCGCAUCUUGCAUUGACACAUCGAUGGAGCUAUGGUACAGAAUCACGCUUCUUUUAGAAAGACAUGAAAAAAGAAUUAUGCAAAUGGUCCACGAAAGAAAUUUUUUUGAAACGCUAGUGGAUAACUUCAGUGAAGUAACCCCAAAACUAUAUCCGGUACAACAAAGUGAUACCAUAUUGGACAUUAAUAACAACUUCAGUAUAAUCAAAAAACACCUAGAAACUACGAGUAGCAUCUGCAAACAAGAAACAGAAGAAAUAUCGGGAGCGCUAUCUCCUAAAUUCAAAAUUUUCACGGAUAUCCUGCUGUCUUUGAGAGGUUUAUUUGAAAGAUACAAAAUUAUGGCUGCAAAUAACGUAGUUCAAUUACAAAGACAUGUCGAAUUGAAUAAAGAGAAAUUGGAAUCAAUGAAAGGGAAGCCAGACGUCAGUGGAGCAGAGUACGACAGGAUAAAAAAAAUCAUACAGAAGGAUAGAAGAAGCAUAAUAGAGCAAUCAAAUAGGGCUUGGUUAAUCAGACAGUGUAUUUUGGAGGAAUUUACGAUCUUUCAAGAAACCCAAUUUUUAAUAACACGUGCCUUUCAGGAUUGGGCGAAAUUGAACUCUAAUUAUGCUGGCCUCAAACUGAAUGAGUGGGAAAAGCUGAUUACAAGCAUUAUGGAUAUGCCGAUUUCUCGCGAGUAA